AUGAAUAUACAUUUGGAUACAAUUCUCGAUUGUACAGAGAAAUCAUUGGCACGUUGGCGAAAUUAUAACAAUGAUUCGAAUCUGACUCAUUUAAAUAUGAUUGAACAAUGUCAACAAUUGGCAUUGGCUAUUUUCGGUUUUAUUGCUUUUGAUUUUGAUCUUCAGACACUUGAUAAUGAAAAUAACAGUGGUCAACAUGAACUUACUCGUGCAUUUUACACACAUUUGAGUGCCGCAAUGAUGUUCAUACGAUUGCCAACGAUUGUUGGUCGACUAUAUCUAGUUUUAAAUCCUGAAUAUCGACAAGCGAGAGCAAUUAUUGAUCGAUAUUUGCAACAGAUGAUCGAACAGGAAUUACAAGAAAAUUCAGCAAUGAGAGCUGAACGGAAGAGAACAAGUUUUAUUGCUUCACUAAUUACUUCAUUGCAACAAGAUGAGAAACUUGAAGCAACAAAAAUUGAAGAAGAUAAAAAAGGUUGUUAA
Rotaria sordida is the source of this 483-nucleotide messenger RNA. NCBI's taxonomy places the organism in Eukaryota, Metazoa, Rotifera, Eurotatoria, Philodinida, Philodinidae. The record is from the annotation of a GenBank genome assembly.